Messenger RNA from Verticillium alfalfae VaMs.102, 711 nucleotides. RefSeq lists its product as hypothetical. Lineage: Eukaryota; Fungi; Ascomycota; Sordariomycetes; Glomerellales; Plectosphaerellaceae. Gene Ontology annotation, molecular function: glutathione transferase activity; glutathione peroxidase activity. The record is from RefSeq and is a predicted model, not a curated record. Gene Ontology annotation, biological process: glutathione metabolic process. Gene Ontology annotation, cellular component: mitochondrion; peroxisome. The annotation marks the transcript as partial. The transcript is spliced from 2 exons.
AUGGGCGGCAGAAUCGAUGCUUAUCUCGACAUUGCGUCGCUCUACAGCUACUUCGCCAUCGAGGAGCUCCUGAAGAAUAAGGACCGCCUCGCCGCUCACGGUGUUCAGCUUGACAUUCACCCCGUCCUCAUUGGUGCCAUCAAUGCUGGAUCCGGCAAUAAGCCCCCCUGGACCCUCCCCGCCAAAGCUACAUAUGGCAGCUUUGACAGCCACCGCUCUGCUGUCCGGGUCGGCCUCAACAACAUCGCACCCCCCGAGGACCUCAUGGCCGACUCGAUGACUGUCGUGCCCCUGCGUGCCUUGUAUGUCAUCAAAUCAACAUACGGGGAGGCUGCCUUCCUGGACACCUUUAGGUAUCUCUUUGAGGCCUUCUGGACGGCUCCGAACAAAAAGGUCGCGAAAGAGGCCGUUCUCGCCGAAGUGCUGGCUGAAGUGCCAGGCCCCCGUGGCGGCAAGCACUUCUCCGCCGACGACGUGAAGCGUAUCAUCAGCGGCGCGAAGACACAGGAGGCCAAGAACACCCUCAAGGCGCAGACGCAAAAGGUGGUUGACCAGGGCGCUUUUGGUGCGCCGUGGUUCUGGGUCACGAACCCCCAGGGCAAGGAGGAGCCGUUCUUCGGCAGUGACCGUUUCCACUUCAUCUACAAGUUUCUCGGCCUGCCCUUCCAGGAUAUUUCUCUGUUGCCGCCGGGGGAAGGCCGCCAAGCUGUG